Achroia grisella is the source of this 904-nucleotide messenger RNA. RefSeq names its product INO80 complex subunit C. The coding region runs from base 209 to 556 and encodes 115 amino acids. Gene Ontology annotation, cellular component: Ino80 complex. The record is from RefSeq and is a predicted model, not a curated record. Gene Ontology annotation, biological process: chromatin remodeling. NCBI's taxonomy places the organism in Eukaryota, Metazoa, Arthropoda, Insecta, Lepidoptera, Pyralidae. The transcript is spliced from 2 exons.
AAAAUGAAAAAUGAAAGUUUGUUAUUGUUUUUUUCAUAUCCAUUGGUUUUAAGUUUUUAAUUUUCUUGGUUUUAUUUAUAAACGAGCAAUUAUUUUACCGUUGCUACAUAAUUAUUACCUUAUUAGAUAAUCAGUACGGCAAUUAUAACCACUAUAUCCACGAAAUUAGUAUGUGUACUGAAUGAACUGCUAGUUUAAACAUUAAAUUAUGACUGCCGAUUCAGAAAAUACUUAUUGCUUUAAAGCGGAAAAUAAGUUUAUAGUAAAAAGUGGAUGUAAGAAACGAAUGUGGAGAUCAUUGAAGCAAAUUUUAACAGCAGAACGAGCACUCCCAUGGCCUAACGAAGCGGUAUUAUAUUACUCAAUAAAUGCUCCACCAACAUUCAAACCAACUAAGAAGUACUCCGAUAUAUCAGGUUUACCAGCGCCAUAUAUAGACAGACACUCCAAACUUCAUUACAAUAAUGCUGAAGAAUUUGCUACAGUAAGAAGUUUGCCAAUGGAUAUAACUGCUGGGUAUCUCCAAUUAAGAGGUGCAAACACUAUUGUGGGUUGAAAAUGAACUAUUAUUGACUUUUACUUAGGUUCUCAUAGCAAAGUAUAGCAACAACCUAUAUUAUACAUAUACAUGUUGUUUGUUAAUCACAAAUACAAAAGAGUGAUAGAAAUAAGCUACCUGUUUACUUAUUAUGUCUAUUGAAUAAAUAAGUAUUAUUAUUAUGAAGAAAUAUCACUCCCUAUCUCUUAAUAUAAGAUUUCCUUAAAUUUGUUUAAGUUAUGAACAAUAGUUUCAUGUGUACCAACUAACAGCUUAUCUGAGUCUAACAAAAUAUAUUUUACUGUGUGUAAUGAAAUAAUAUAAUAGUAAUAAAAUAUUGAAUGUACAGACAUUUACAAUUUUAUU